AUGACAGACUAUUAUCAACCUAGUUUGCUUUUCAGACAGAAUGCAAUGAGACGUCGGUAUCAUCCUCAAUUGUCACCAAUAAUGAGUAAUGAAAGUCUCGAUUCACAAAUAUCACAACUAAGUCUCAAAGGGUCACAGAAGUCAAGCAAUUCUUGGCUACUUAAAGACUUCAAUGACUCAGAUCUUCAGUUGGUGAACAAAUCAUGUGCUUUGGACAGAGUCAAUGUCACAUCCAAUUACUGGAAAGUUCCAGAUAACACCAUGUAUUUGACAUCCAUGGCCAUCAAAAGGCAAGCUGAAGAACAAGAUUCAGAAGACGUAAGGAUAGCCAUUGCUAGUGGAGGUAGCGAGAAUAACCUUUUCAUCUAUGACUUGGACAUAGUAGACACAUAUCUCACCCAUCAAAGUACUAUAUCGUUAGCCAAUAUCCAUUCGUUGCAAUGGGUACCUCAAACAGAUAACUUAUUAAUCACCGGUAACGAUAAAGGGUACGCACAUUUGGUGUCUAUUCCCGAAUCAGAUUCAGACGAAAGUGCAGAGAUAUGUAAACGGUUCAAUCACAGGAAACACAUGAAGACCGUUAAUAAACCAACAAACAAUGAUUAUUAUUCCCAUACAAGUAUCAAGAGAAUGUGCCUUAAUAAUGGGAAUAGAGAAUUGCUCACCAUUUAUGAUACCAAUUUGUUCCAUUGGGAUAUUCAUGGAGCUCACACCCAAUUGAAGCCCUCUCCAAUGCUGAUAACUCCAAUACCUGGUUUAAUGAAUCUAGAACCCAUGAGUAAUAAUGCACCACAUCAAAUAGGAAUCUGUGGUAAGUUCGGAGUUUCUCUAUUGGACUUGCGAGACCACAAGUUCUCUGUACCCAAAAGGGACCUCUCUGUCAAGGAACAACACAACUUCCAAUGUAACAUGAUGAGAUGGAAACCUCACGAUGCCAAUGUGUUUGCAGGAGCACACAGAGAUGGAGUGGUGAGGAUUUGGGAUAUUCGGAAACAAGGAGAAAGCGUUGGCAACUUUAGUGGUCACACAGGGAGAGUCACCAGUAUGGAAUGGAACAACGGCGAUUUGUUCACUGGUGGAAAAGAUGGGAAUAUCAUCUUUUGGGAUCUCAAUGGAUCCAAUGGUAGUCUAAAGAACUGUGGGGUAAAACAAGGACUUGAAAGUGUUCAUUUUGAUCCCAAAACAAAUACUGUUGACAAAGUCUUGAACCAGACCCAAUGUGGAACGGUGUUACCUGCUUCCAAUACUAAUGUGGUGGGGAUGACAUCUAUUAGUCAACGCAAAGAUGGAGCCUCAGUAUUAUCCAUUGAUGGUAGUUCAUAUUUGGGAGUUCACAAACGUCUAGAAGAUGUGUAUGACCUUGAGCUGGCCUUAUACUACACCAAAGAGGAGUUGAAGUUGAUGAAGUUGAGUGAAGUUGGCACCGGUGGUAGUAGUAAUACGUUGGUUGGUGGGGAUCAUACUGGCUGUGAAAUUGAUAUUGAACUACUUGAAUGCAAACCAUUGCAACCAAUCAAGAAUACCGACAGCGUUGACAUGGCUGACAUUAUUGAUGUCGACGAGUCCUUAACGUUUGGUUUAGGACAUAAGAACAUGUCUAACGAUACUUUGGUUUCUACUACAAGUAGUUGUUAUGAACUGCUUGAUCCCAAAGUUGUUCUUCUCCAACGUCAACCACUGACCAGUUCUAGUACAUACAGUGAUGACGAUGACGAUGACGAUGCUGAUAAGGAUACCACCCAGUUCAUGUCACCGGGGUCGCUUGUAUCUGAUAACACUUUAGACUCAAUUGCAUCACCAAUCUCUGUGGCAACAGAGGGAGCCAACGACAAUAACGGAUCUAUUGAUACAUUGGACACAUUAUAUUCAUCUGAGGUUCAAUUGCACCAUAAAUCCAAUCUGCUACAAUCUUCAACAUUGGAUUACAGUAAGUUCAGACUUGAGCUUGAUUUUGAACUUGAUACAGAUGAUUUUGAUUUCGGUGCUCCAGCCAUCAUGGCAUAA
Molecule: messenger RNA, 2004 nt
Organism: Lizanozyma spartinae
Lineage: Eukaryota; Fungi; Ascomycota; Pichiomycetes; Serinales; Debaryomycetaceae
Gene: DSE1
Product: Dse1p
Exons: 1
Coding region: 1-2004 (667 amino acids)
Biological process (GO): regulation of gene expression
Cellular component (GO): Rpd3L complex; Rpd3L-Expanded complex; cytoplasm
Molecular function (GO): histone binding
Source: RefSeq, a predicted model, not a curated record